Trichomonas vaginalis G3 is the source of this 861-nucleotide messenger RNA. Its product is annotated as KilA, N-terminal/APSES-type HTH, DNA-binding family. Lineage: Eukaryota; Parabasalia; Trichomonadida; Trichomonadidae. Bases 1 to 861 code for a protein of 286 amino acids. The transcript has a single exon. The record is from RefSeq and is a predicted model, not a curated record.
AUGUCAACAACAGAGAACACAACAACAGUUAUAGUCCAUGAAGCUAUAAAUGAAGAAUAUGAGUACAUACAGUUUAACAAACAACUCCGUCUCAUUCGUUCGGUCAAAGACGAUAUGUACCAAAUGCAAAGUAUUUUGACAGCAUGUUAUGCUCCAGAUACUAAGCUUCCUAAAGACUGGUUUAGGAACCAAAGCACACAAGAACUUUUGAGCGAAGCACAGCGAGACAUACUUUUUUCUGAAAACAGUGAAGAACAGCGAGUAGGUAAAAAACCCCAGUCGCCAAAACUCUAUGAAAAUCGUGAAAAAUUGCCAAACGGUUUGAGAGGAUAUUAUGUACAUAGACUUCUUGUAAAUGCUGUUGCAAUGUGGGCUUCACAUCGUUAUGCUUGGUAUAUUUACAGACUUCUUGACGAAAUUCAUAGACAAGAACGUGAAGAGAUGGAAAAGAAACUUCAUGCAAAAGAUGAAGUCAUUGAAGCAAAAGACAAAAGCAUUCAGAAAAGAAUACCACGUUCGGUACCAAAAGGAAAGGAAAAGAACUAUAAGUAUAUGAUUUAUACUGAAGAGAUGGAAAAUGAAGAAGAUAAAGAUAUGGUUAUGUUGCAUUUAGUCAGAAGAAACAACAAAAGCUUUUACGACCUUGCUAAGAUUUACAAAUCUGACAGAAAUUGGUUCUAUCGCGAAAACUUACCGAUUUCAAUGACCCCAAAUGAAGAUGUGAAACAAAUAGUUCAAGAUACGUUACCUCAAACACACUAUGAUAUUAAAGGUUGUACAAUACUUACAUUCAAAGAAGAUUUGUCAUUGUUAAAGGAAAAAAUAACAGAGUAUUUUGACAACUUCAAACAAGCAGAGUAA